AUGAUGCGCACGGCCGUGCUGGUCCUCGGAUUUGCUUGCUCCUGUGCCCUUGCUGGGGACCUGUUCGAGGAAGUACGCGAUGGUGAAUUCCUCUCCCAGGCCGAUGUCCUCGUCGCGCAACUUGCCGAGCGCCUCGCCGCCCUCCCGCCAGAGCUCCGAUCCCCAUUUUCCCUCUGUAUGAAGAAGAAGGUGGUCGUCGAGAGGUUGCCGGAGUGUAUGACAGAAGCAAAUGCGGCCGCGACAACGCCUGCCGGAUCUGAGGCACCAACUACAAAGUUGCCAGGCGGAAAGUCCCCGAAACCCGGGACAAAGCUCUCCCCUGCCGAAAAAGCCCGGCUAGCCUUCCGGAACCGCCUUCUUGCCCUUCGGUCGGAGAUGAAGUUGAAUGGGAAAAGAACAGCCAGCUUCCAAGAAGCCAUGGAGGGGCUGAAGCUCGAAUUGAACCCGGCGACGACGACUACUACGAGUACGACUACGGAAAAACCUACGACUUCGAGCACGACUACCACAACAACGACAACCACUACGACAACCACUACGACAACCACAACCACCAAAAAAAUGCCCGUGACCAAGAGGGCACAUUUUAAGGUCCGUUCCGCGUCCUCAAUGGCCGAUCUGAUGAAUGAGAACCGGAGAACAGCAUCGCCGGUGUCUAGCAUGAGCUCGUUAAUCCUCUCCUUCCUCCGCCCCAACGGGACAGCCCUAGAUGAGGAAAAGCUUCUCCAAAGACAUGAAGACCUCGCCGAAAAAGCCAAAGCCGCCAAGUCGCCAUCCCCCGGUACUAAAGCAGAAUUUUUCGAUGUCGGAUUUGGGCCCAAGGGGAAGAAGGAGGAACCGGCGAGCGUGCCAAUGGCCCGGGAGACGUAUGACUUGAUCGCCGGGUUGGCUGGUCGUAAGAAGGAUGUCCCGAAGGAUCGAUCACUGACUCUGUUGAGCCCGAAGUUUGCCUCGGUUCUACCGGAAAGCGAUGAGAAGAAAGGCAUCCUAUCGCCCUCAAUCUUUGCGCUCUACGAGAACAGCAACGAGGAUCAGAUCCUCCCAAUCCCGAAGGUACUCCGGCAACUGGGACUCCAGGAGAAUGAGCAGCGACGGGUGAUGCAGGUGGCCCUCGAGCUGGCCGGGGCUCGAAAGCUGGAGGAGCAGAAGAAGGGCGAAGAAACAACACCGGAAACGCGGUUAGGUCCGGAUGGAGAGGACCUGUCCAAUGAGUGCCAAACGGGCUGCUUGGACUGUACGGGAUGGCUAUGUCACGAAUGGGCCGACCAAUACGAGCCCACCGUCUUUGGCUGUAUCAACAGCUCCACGCCGGCUGAAUCGCGAUGCAAGGCCGGUUGUGCGUCGUGCAUGCCGGACAGUUCGUGCACGAUGUGCAGACCCGGAUUGUUGAUGCGCAAUGUUGGUGGAAAGAAUCCGGAAUGCAUCAAGCGCUGCAAUCAACCCGAAACGACGGGUGGUGAACCUCUAUUGCUCUGGGGCCGUGAUCCGGAAGAUCCGAAGCUGUGCCGGUUGUGUAUGGUGCCGGGUUGCGAGAUCUGUGACGAAUGGGCCAGUGAAUGCCAACGCUGCGAGGAGGGCCGUGUUUUGGCAAUUCGACGAUCGACAACCCCAACUGAUGACCCGAUGCAAGCGUUGGAGGAGUGCGUCGAAAACACGACUGUCUCUACGGUUCCGCCAGGCGAAGUUGGCUACUACUACACGGUGCUGAACGGGCAGCCAUGGCGGUUGGAUUGUCCCUGGCAAUGUCAGAGUUGCGAAGGAGGCGACGUAUCUGGAAAGGGACCCUCUUGUACACCCAAUCCGCCGCAACCACCGACUUGCGACUUCAAAUGCGCCGUCGGGGCCUGUGACCCGCAAAAUCGUCAUCGAUGCGGCGCCUGCCGGAAUUUUAUGGUGGCCACCGCACUUGAAACGUACUGCGUCGACCGGUGCCCCACGGGCUUUGUGGCCGACGAGAAGCGCUACUGCGUGCCGGGUAGCCCAGAUGAUCACGCUACAAACCGAACCGCCGAAGGGCCACAAUAUGGCUACAAUGAGAGCUACACGAGCUCGGACGAGGGUGCUGAGGUGUCCCCCUCCGACUUGCAGUCACCCCACCACCACGAAUGGGACGUGAUGGCCGAGGACGAGCAGGGGCUGCUCAUCUACUGGGGAACCGGCGUUCAUGGCGGCGCGCUGGCAGUGGCGAUUGUUUUGGCGCUUCUUCAAAUCCAUUUCCGGAACGUGGUGGUCAUCUACCCCGCGAACCCGCCCAAUUCGUCGAGCCGGGGUGUCGGGAAUUCGGACGACGGCAUCGGCGAGUCGCAGUUUAGCCGGGUUGUCCGGCAGCGCUCCCUGCUGGACUUGUCGAGGGCGGCGGAAAGCCGCUUGGAAGGGUCU
Messenger RNA from Mesorhabditis spiculigera, 2379 nucleotides. Lineage: Eukaryota; Metazoa; Nematoda; Chromadorea; Rhabditida; Rhabditidae. The record is from the annotation of a GenBank genome assembly.